AUGCUAGUGAAGAUGGUCGGAGCUAGCGUGAUACUGCAAGAACAAGAAAGUAUCCAAGUAGUUAUCCAGCAUUUCCAAGAAACUGGCUCUACCACCACCACUGGACACGACUUAAAUGUCGUAAGAUACGUUGAAGAAAUUCUUAAUGAAUAUGUCGGUCCUUUUAUGGUCGAUAUGGGUGAGAAUGCUACAUUUAUAAAUGACAGUGCACGUCCACAUAUAGUACGAAUUGUAAAUGCUUACCUACAAGGUGUCUGUUUAAAUAACUGA
Messenger RNA from Arctia plantaginis, 270 nucleotides. The record is from the annotation of a GenBank genome assembly. Lineage: Eukaryota; Metazoa; Arthropoda; Insecta; Lepidoptera; Erebidae.